Molecule: messenger RNA, 1106 nt
Organism: Sinocyclocheilus grahami
Lineage: Eukaryota; Metazoa; Chordata; Actinopteri; Cypriniformes; Cyprinidae
Product: solute carrier family 15 member 5-like
Exons: 5
Biological process (GO): transmembrane transport
Cellular component (GO): membrane
Molecular function (GO): transmembrane transporter activity
Source: RefSeq, a predicted model, not a curated record
AUGCCGCCCAUAGAUGCUUUUGAUACACACGAUGGCCACCUCCCUCAUGGGAUCUGCACGUCUUCAUAUCCCGGUGGGACGGUCAGCAAGCCGCGCAAGAAGCUGCAGGUGAUUGUUUGUGUGCUCUUCGUGGAGCUUUUUGAGAGGUUCACCUUCUUUGGGAUUGUUUGCAAUAUGAUCCUUUUCUGCACCAUCAAGCUGGGAUACAGCAGUUACCAAGCAGCCAUGGUGAACACAUGCUUUGUGGGAGCCAGCGUACUUACACCGGUUCUUGUGGGAUGGUUUGCUGAGACGUGUUUGGGAAGGACAACAGUUCUCUGUUUUUGUGCACUCCUUCAUUUCUUCGGAACUGCCUUGCUUCCUGUGGUCGCAUUCCCUUUUGAGGAUUUCUAUAUAAACACACAUAAUAUUGUGCAUCGACUUGAGCCUCAUGAGCAACACAUACUAUUUUACACGGGGCUUGUUGCUGUGGCCCUUGGCAUUGGUGGCAUCCGUGCCAUCCUCUGCCCAAUGGCAGCCUAUCACCUUCAAGGCUGUGAUCGACACCAGCUCCUGUCUUUCUUCAACUGGUUUUACUGGCUGGUCAACCUGAACUCAACUGUUGUUUUUUUGGGGAUUGCCUACAUUCAGCAGUCAGUUGCCAAAAACCUGUGUUUUCUCAUCCCUUUCACCUCUGUUCUGCUCGCCCUCAUCGCCAUUCACAUGGUGCGCAACAAGCUCACUUUCCGUCCAAAAAAAGGCAGUUCCUUGCUAACUACGCUGGGAGUGUUCCUCAAUUCUCUGAAAAUGUGCUGCCUCCAUUAUCGCCAUUUAAGCGGAGAUGUUGCCAACUGGCUAGACCGUGCUAAGGAAAACAAUGGGGGUCGUUACAGUGAGACCAGUGUGGAAAACGUCAAGAUCCUAGUCAAACUGUUCCCUCUCUUUGGACUUCAGCUUUUAUAUCGAGCUUGCAUUACCCAGAUCCCAUCAGGCUAUUAUCUACAGACGAUGCAUUCCAACUUAAAACUCAACGGCUUUCUCCUGCCAGUAGCAGUGAUGAAGGUCAUCAGUAUACUGCCGGUGCUGAUCUUAGCACCACUGCUGGAGCUUCUGAACACCUGCUACCA